Messenger RNA from Entrophospora sp. SA101, 240 nucleotides. Lineage: Eukaryota; Fungi; Glomeromycota; Glomeromycetes; Entrophosporales; Entrophosporaceae. The record is from the annotation of a GenBank genome assembly.
AUGCAUAAAGUCAAGAAUAAGCUCGAAGUAAAUUGCGCUACCGCAUCUCAGAAUGAUAAGCCUUUGGUAUCCGAUCAAAUUUCUCAAGAAGUUGAUAGUAAUGAGGGGGGUAAUGAAUCAUUGGAGGAAGAAUGGCACGCUCCUACGGAUUUUAGCUUAGAAUCUACCAAUUCUACUUUAAAAAAAAAUGCAGAAAACCGAUUAAGAAUUGCUGGUGAUAGACACAGAGAGACUAUUUAA